AUAGAGGGCGUUGUAAUACAGUUGAAUACGUCGACUUAAAUAGCAUGUUCGACUUGUCCUAAAAGGUUUCAGAUCACUAACAUUCAAUCAUGUCUCCUCUUUGGGCAAUUAUAUUUGUCUUUGUCGGAUGCUGCAGCAACGUAGUUUUCCUGGAGUUGUUAGCAAGGGAAAAACCAGGCUGUGGAAAUAUUGUUACAUUUGCGCAAUUCUUUCUAAUUUUCCUCGAAGGAUUGAUUUUUACAUCAAAGUUUGGAACUGUGAAACCAGUUAUACCCAUAAAAGUUUAUAUAAAAAUAGUUUCUUUGUUUGGAGUUGUUCAAAUCGUUAAUAAUUUGGCGUUAAAGUAUGAUAUACCAAUGCCAUUACAUAUGAUAUUUAGGGCUGGUUCUUUAUUAGCCAAUAUGAUUCUAGGAGUUUUGAUUAUGGGAAAAUCGUACAAAAUAGGCAAAUAUCUUUCAGUUCUCCUUAUUACUGUUGGAAUAGUUUUGUGCACUAUAAUGUCUGCUUCGAAUAUCCACGAAACUAAAUCAGGCGACGUCUUUACAAUGGGAAUUGGUAUUUGUCUCUUAAUAUUUGCAUUGGCCAUGUCAGCUCUUAUGGGCUUGUACCAAGAGAAAAUAUAUAAAACUCACGGAAAGCAUCCACGAGAAGCUCUAUUCUUUAAUCAUGCUCUACCACUGCCGCUAUUUCUUUUCUUCUAUAAUGAUAUAGUGUAUCAUUUUAAAGAAUUUAGUGAAUCAGCACCUAUAACGUUACCAGGUGUCAACUAUGGAGUCCCUUGUUUAUUGCUCUUCUUACUAGGAAACGCUGUUACGCAAUAUAUUUGUAUUAAUAAUGUUUUUGUAUUAACUACUGAAUGUUCAUCUUUGACAGUCACUUUAGUUGUUACUCUGCUUUAUUUCAAUUUCAUCAUAAUCAUGUCGAAUUUAGACAGAAAGACAGCUGAAGCAAUAGAGCAUGUUAAUCAAGCCGAAAAAUGUUUGAAAACUGGAUUACUAAAGUGGAAACCUGAUCACGAAGGCGCGUCAUCAGAAUACGAAAAAGCAGGUUUGUGA
Molecule: messenger RNA, 1055 nt
Organism: Dimorphilus gyrociliatus
Lineage: Eukaryota; Metazoa; Annelida; Polychaeta; Dinophilidae
Source: the annotation of a GenBank genome assembly